Molecule: messenger RNA, 3784 nt
Organism: Urocitellus parryii (Arctic ground squirrel)
Lineage: Eukaryota; Metazoa; Chordata; Mammalia; Rodentia; Sciuridae
Source: RefSeq, a predicted model, not a curated record
AAGCUCGCGCCGCCGCCGCUCAGCUCCCCGGCGCGACCAGGACCCGCUGCGCCACGCGCGCCAUCCCCGGACCCGGCGCUUGCCGCGAGGAKCGGGACCCCGCCGUAGGACCUCCUCGCCCCCGCGUCCUGCGGCCGUCGCCACCCGCGGCCAGGGCCCCGGAGCCAGCGCGCCUGCCUCCGCCCCAGCCCCGCGACCCUCCGCCUUCCCGAGCGAGCGCCAUGGACGCCCCGGGGCCACAGCCCGACCCCGACGGCGGGGACGCCCCAGGCCACGAGCCCGGGGGCAGUCCCCAGGACGAGUUCGACUUCUCCAUCCUCUUCGACUAUGACUAUCUGAAUCCCAUCCCAGAAGAACCGAAUGCACAUAAGGUCGUCAGCCCACACUCCGGAAUCUACCCCGAUGAUGUCCCGGACUAUGGCCCCAAGCCCUACAGCCCCCGGGCCAGUUUCCCGGGCGAGCCCCCCGGCCGGUUUGCAGAGCCGGAUAGGGUCGGGCCCCCGAACUUUCUGAGCCCGGCCAAGCCAGCGGGGGCCUCGGGCCUGAGCCCUCGGAUCGAGAUCACUCCGUCCCACGAACUGAUGCAGGCAGGGGGGUCCCUCCGCGCCCGGGACUGCGCCCUGCUGGUGGAGCCGCCGGCGGCCGGCCCGAGGUUCACGCUGCCCGUGCCCGGCUUCGAGGGCUACCGCGAGCCGCUUUGCUUGAGCCCCGCUAGCAGCGGCUCCUCUGCCAGCUUCAUUUCCGACACCUUCUCCCCCUACACCUCGCCCUGCGUCUCGCCCAAUAACGGCGCGCCCGACGACCUGUGUCCGCAGUUUCAAAACAUCCCUGCUCAUUAUUCCCCCAGAACCUCGCCAAUAAUGUCACCUCGAACCAGCCUCGCCGACGACAGCUGCCAGGGCCGCCACUCGCCCGUGCCGCGUCCGGCCUCGCGCUCCUCGUCGCCCGGCGCCAAGCGGAGGCACUCGUGCGCCGAGGCCCUGGUCGCCCCGCGGCCCGCAGCCUCGCCCCAGCGCUCGCGCAGCCCCUCGCCGCAGCCCCCGCACGCGGCGCCCCGGGACGGCGCUCCCCCGGCCGCACUCGGCCCCGCGGGGCCCGCCGUGCUCAUGGACGCGCUCAGCAGCCUCGCCGCGGACUCGCCCUGCGGGAUCCCCCCCAAGAUGUGGAAGACCAGCCCGGACCCCGCGCCCGUGGCGGCCGCCCCGCCCAAGGCCGGCCUGCCCCGCCACCUCUACCCGGCCGUGGAGUUCCUGGGGCCCUGCGAGCAGGAGGAGCGCAGGAACUCGGCGCCCGAGUCCAUCCUGCUGGUGUCGCCCACCUGGCCCAAGCAGCUGGUGCCGGCCAUUCCCAUCUGCAGCAUCCCAGUGACCGCGUCCCUCCCGCCCCUCGAGUGGCCACUCUCCAAUCAGUCGGGCUCCUAUGAGCUGCGGAUUGAGGUGCAGCCCAAGCCACAUCACCGGGCCCACUAUGAGACGGAGGGCAGCCGAGGGGCCGUCAAAGCCCCCACAGGAGGCCACCCUGUGGUUCAGCUGCACGGCUACAUGGAGAACAAGCCGCUGGGGCUCCAGAUCUUCAUUGGGACGGCCGACGAGCGGAUCCUCAAGCCGCACGCCUUCUACCAGGUGCACCGGAUCACGGGGAAGACCGUCACCACCACCAGCUAUGAAAAGAUCGUGGGCAACACCAAGGUCCUGGAGAUCCCCCUGGAGCCCAAGAACAACAUGCGGGCAACCAUCGACUGCGCGGGGAUCCUGAAGCUGCGCAAUGCCGACAUUGAGCUGCGCAAGGGCGAGACGGACAUCGGCAGGAAGAACACGCGUGUGCGCCUGGUGUUCCGCGUGCACAUCCCCGAGGCCAGCGGUCGCAUCGUCUCCCUGCAGACGGCGUCCAAUCCCAUCGAGUGCUCCCAGCGGUCCGCCCACGAGCUGCCCAUGGUGGAGAGACAGGACAUCGACAGCUGCCUGGUCUACGGGGGCCAGCAGAUGAUCCUCACGGGCCAGAACUUCACGGCCGAGUCCAAGGUCGUGUUCACGGAGAAGACCACAGAUGGGCAGCAGGUCUGGGAGAUGGAAGCCUCCGUGGAUAAAGACAAGAGCCAGCCCAACAUGCUUUUUGUCGAGAUCCCCGAGUAUCGGAACAAGCACAUCCGCACCUCCGUGAAGGUGAACUUCUACGUCAUCAAUGGGAAAAGAAAACGAAGCCAGCCUCAGCACUUCACCUACCACCCAGUCCCGGCCAUCAAGACGGAGCCCACCGAUGAGUAUGACCCCUCUCUGAUCUGCAGCCCCGCCCCCGGGGGCCUGGGGAGCCCGUCUUAUUACCCACAGCACCCGAUGGUGGCCGAGUCCCCCUCCUGCCUCGUGGCCACCAUGGCUCCCUGCCAGCAGUUCCGCUCAGGGCUCUCGUCCCCUGAUGCCCGCUACCAACAGCAGAACCCAGCGGCCGUUCUCUACCAGCGGAGCAAGAGCCUGAGCCCCAGCCUGCUGAGCUACCAGCAGCCCACCCUCAUGGCCGCACCCCUGUCCCUCGCGGACGCCCACCGCUCCGUGCUGGUGCAUGCCGGCUCCCCGGGGCAGAGCUCGGCCCUGCUCCACCCCUCCCCGGCCAGCCAGCAGGCCCCGCCGGUGAUCCACUACUCGCCCACCAACCAGCCGCUGCGCUGCGGGGGCCACCAGGAGUUCCAGCACAUCAUGUACUGCGAGAACUUCCCGCCAGGCGCUGCCCGGCCCGGCCCGCCUCCCGUCAGUCAAGGGCAGAGGCUGAGCCCGGGCUCCUACCCCACCGUCAUCCAGCAGCAGAAUGCCACCAGCCAAAGAGCCGCCAAAAACGGACCCCCAGUCAGUGACCAAAAGGAAGUAUUACCUGCGGGAGUGACCAUUAAACAGGAGCAGAACUUGGACCAGGCCUACUUGGACGAUGAGCUGAUAGACACACACCUUAGCUGGAUACAAAACAUAUUAUGAAACAGAAUGACUGUGAUCUUUGAUCCGAGAAACCAAAGUUAAAGUCAAUGAAAUCAUCAGGAAGGAGUUUUCUGGACCUCCCUCCAGAAACCAGACGUAGAAGCAGCCAUCAUCGCAAGACAUCCGUGCCUCGGACCCCCACCUGGAGCCCUCGCCGCCUCGCUUCUGUCCCUCUCUGUUCAUCUCCUGGCCAGAGGCCCCACGGGAGCCACGCUCGGGCCAGCUGCUGGCACAGGAGCUCGCCGCCCCUCUCUGGAAACGCCAGAGCACCUCUUCCUUUCGAAUUUCGAGUCCCAAAGACCCUCCCGGUUGACCUUCACAGCGACCCAUCUGGAUGUCACGUGCCUGCUGACCAGAACCACAUUGGGAAUGUGGCGGGAAGCUGGAACUGGCCCGAGGCCGGAGUGGCUGGAGUGGGAGGGGAAGGGCUGGGGACGAGGUGGGCUCGAUGGAGCCCCAGCCCCUGCGUUCACUUUUCCAGGUCCUGGGAUCAGCUCCUGGCCCUUCUGAGGRAGACAGGGCCUCAGAGCCACCAAGGGAAUGUGGCCGCCGAGUCCAGCUGACGCACCCCACACCCUCGAGGCCGAGGCCGAGACUGGACCGUUGUCCGUGGUGCUCUCCUCACAGUGGGCCACAGCGGGAGCUUUAUUUUGGGAUUUUCUCCUUCCCAAGCAAACUGCCUUGCCCAGACCGGAUCCCCAGUCACGACGGCUCGGUGUUGACGUGUACACGUUUGUCAUUAUCAUUAUUCUAUGCUUCAGAGAGCUGGCCAAGGAGGCUGGGGGCUGAGCCUUCUCGGCCAGUAGCUCUCUCCCCCUGCU